CAGGGAGAUCGUGACACAGCCUUCCUUUCCAUAUUGUGGGAGGAACCUUUUCCCCCAAACAAAGGCCCCGCCCAUAGGGGGUGGGAUCCAAAAUGGGCUAAAAAGCUGCGGGAAUGAGAGCUGAGUUAGUUUGGGGAAGAGACGUGUGGGUACAGGGUACAGGGGCUCUGCAGGCUAAUGAGGAGACUCUGCCCAAGGACAGAAGAGACACAGAAGCCCCAGAAGCUGACAAUUCUCUGAUUCUUUGGAUAAAGACAAGAGGCCAUUAGACCGUGCAACUUCUCCAACACCAGGAAAUCCACACAUUGGAGCGAAAAAUCUGUAUCCGACUGAGAAAAAGCUUUAGUGCAAUGAGCAUUCCCAACUCCCAGAUGGAACUUCCCUCAGUGGCACAACAUGAAUGCCCAGAAUAUGGGAAAAGAUUCUCAGAAAAAAACAAACUUACUAUUCAUUUCAGAGUUCACACCGGGGAGAAACCAUUCAUGUGCACGGAAUGUGGGAAAAGUUUCACGCAAAAACAAUUCCUUACACAACACCAAUUAAUUCACACAGGGGAGAAACCAUUCAUGUGCACGGAAUGUGGGAAAAGUUUCAGGCAAAAGCAAUUCCUUACAGAACACCAAUUAAUUCACACAGGGGAGAAACCAUUCAUGUGCAUGGAAUGUGGGAAACGUUUCAGGCAAAAGCAUCAGCUUACAGCACACCUAUUAAUUCAUACAGGGGAGAAACCCUAUGCAUGUACAGAAUGUGAUAAACAUUUCAAUAAAAGGAGUAGCCUUCUCAGCCACCAAAGGAUUCAUACAGAGGUAAAACCAUUUGUGUGCAUGGAAUGUGGGAAAAGCUUCUCCGACAAGACCUACUUUCAGAGGCACCAGAGAAUUCAAAUGGGGGAGAAACCAUUUUCUUGCACAGAAUGUGGGAAACGUUUCACCACAAAGACCAAGCUUAGCAGCCAUUACACGGUUCACACAGGGGAGAAACCCUUUGCUUGCGCAGAUUGUGGGAAAAGUUUUGUUUCAAAGGGAAACCUUACUGUACACCAGAGAACUCAUGUGUGAGAGUAACUUUUAUGUGUAGGGAAUUCGGGAAACCUUAUACUGCAAACUCCAACCAGCAACACCAUCAUCCCCACAGGGGAGAAACCAUUCACUUGCACAGAAUGGGGUUUCCCCAAUAGAAGGUUUCAUCUCCUCCCCCAGAACAUUCAUACAGGGGAAGAGAUACAGUCACUGAUUUCUCCUCCAUAUUCUCCCAUUCCAACAUUGCCUAUUGGCCAUUGGAGCUGCCAAUCAUAUCUGUAGGUACCAACCCACACACUAUGGGGUUAUUUGUAUGUAAAAUAUAUUCCUCAAUAAAUGUAAUGCAAUAUUUCAGUU
This is a messenger RNA of Xenopus tropicalis (tropical clawed frog), 1376 nucleotides long. RefSeq names its product gastrula zinc finger protein XlCGF8.2DB-like. Bases 351 to 1058 code for a protein of 235 amino acids. NCBI's taxonomy places the organism in Eukaryota, Metazoa, Chordata, Amphibia, Anura, Pipidae. The transcript has 2 exons. Gene Ontology annotation, cellular component: nucleus. Gene Ontology annotation, molecular function: identical protein binding. The record is from RefSeq and is a predicted model, not a curated record.